AUGGGUGUUGCUGGUGACGCGGCGGCGGCGGGCCGGAAGCGCGGCACCGGCACGCGGUGCGAGCUCUGCGGGGGCGCGGCGGCCGUGCACUGCGCCGCGGACUCGGCGUUCCUCUGCCUGCGCUGCGACUCCAAGGUGCACGGCGCCAACUUCCUGGCGUCCAGGCACCUGAGGCGCCGCCUGCCGCACUCCCCGGCCGCCGCCGACUCCGGGGGGGCGUCGUCGGCGUCCAGCAGCUCCUGCGUCUCCACGGCCGAUUCCGCGGAGUCAACCGCCGCUGCGCCGGCGCCGGCGACGUCGACGCCGUCGGCGGGGCGGGCUCCGGCGCGGCGGCGGCCGCGCGCGGAGGCGGUGCUGGAGGGGUGGGCCAAGCUGAUGGGGUUCGUGGCGGGACCCGCGCGCCGUCGCGCCGCGGCGGCGGCCGCCGCGCUCCGCGCGCUGGGCCGGGGCGUGGCCGCCGCCCGCGUCCCGCUCCGCGUCGCGAUGGCUGCCGCGCUCUGGUCCGAGGUCGCCCCCGCCGCGUGCCGCGGCAAUGGAGGCGACGCCGCGCUGCUCGGCCGCCUGGAGGCCGCCGCGCACGUGCCGGCCAGGCUGGUGCUCACCGUCGCGUCGUGGAUGGCGCGCGCGGAGAGCCGCCCGGCCGCCGGCCCCGCCGCGGACGCCCAGGACCAGGAGGAGGGAUGGGCCGAGUGCUCCUGA
Molecule: messenger RNA, 699 nt
Organism: Miscanthus lutarioriparius
Lineage: Eukaryota; Viridiplantae; Streptophyta; Magnoliopsida; Poales; Poaceae
Source: the annotation of a GenBank genome assembly